UAUUCUCUAAUGGAUUCUCCUGAAAGCCCAACGCAGUCCCCUCAGUCUCCAGAGGAGGAGGAGAAAGGUCUUUCAGACUGUGAGCUGCUGGAUUCUUCUGAUGAAGACGAGGACAGGGUCAUCUCAGGCAGUGAAAUAGUCCAAGAAGAAGAAAAUGGAGGGCUGGUUGAGGAGGACGAAGAGGAAGAGGCAUUGGAAAGCAGAGGAAGAGGUUCGCAGUUAGAGGAGAUGGAAGAAGAGGAUGAGGUGGUACCUGACUUUGUCUCUGACCCAGAGGAUGAGGAGAUCGGAGGGAUGGGACAGGAGGAUGAGAACAUUUUACUGAUGGAGGGGGAUGAAAAUGUUCCACAGGGGGACCAGUUGGAAGGAGAGGAGGAGAAGGAAGAAGAAGAAGAAGAGGAAGAGGAUAGAGUCAUUGACACCCCACAGUCUCCUGACUCAGAGCCAGAGCAGGUCAGGAGCUUCACUGAUGAAGACAAUGGAGACGAUAGGGAGGAGGGAUACGGUGAAUACAGAAAAGAAGCCCCAGCAGAGUGUGAGACAGCUGAGUUGGAUGAUGGUGAGGAAGACAGAAGCAAAGCAGAGGAGGAUGAUAGGAUGAGAGCUGAGGAAGAGGUACAGAAAAGGGCUGUUGUCGUGAAGGAGAUGAAGGACGACUCGGUGUCUGUUUCCCGGGAGCUGGACGAGCAUGAACUAGAUUAUGAUGAGGAGGUCCCAGAAGAGCCCAGCAUCCAUGCACAAGAAGAAGAGGAAGAUGAGGAAGAUGCAGAAGAGGAGGAGAGGGAGGAUACGAUCAGUAAGAAGAAGGAGAAGAAGCCAAUCCUCCCCCCAUCUCCUAAAAACAGUGAAUACAAGAGAACAGACGACUCCAAAGGGCCCGAGAGGCUCUGCAGAGAUUCCUUCAGAGACAAGAAGAAGGAUGAGGAUGACGGAGAGAUUGAUGAAGGAGAGAUUGAUGAUGAUGACCUUGAGGAAGGGGAAGUUAAAGAUCCUUCAGACAGGAAGAUUAGACCACGUCCCAUCUGCAGGUUCUUCAUCAAAGGAAAUUGUACUUGGGGUAUGAACUGUAGGUUCAUCCACCCCGGAGUCAAUGACAAAGGUAACUAUUCACUGAUCAGUAAACCAGACCUCUUCUCACCUAAUGGAGCGCCUCCUGGAGGACCACACCCACUCAUACCUAAUAAUCCUUGGGCUGGGCCUACUGUGGAGGAGCUCCCCCCCCCUCCUCCUCCAGUGGAGCCUCCUGUAGAGAGCGCCUGGGAGAGAGGUCUAAGGCAUGCCAAAGAGGUGCUGAAGAAGGCCACCAUCCGUAAAGAGCAGGAGCCAGACUUUGAGGAGAAGCGUUUCAACGUGACCAUCGGAGAGGAUGAGAGAGAAUUUGACAAAGAGAAUGAUUUCUUCAGAGAACGCAGCUACCGCAUCAUUAGAGACGAAAUGGACUUCAGAGAUCCUCUGUAUAGUGACCCAUAUAACGAUCCAUACUAUGACUAUGAAAUGGAGGCCCUUUGGCGAGGUGGCCAAUAUGAAAACUUCAGAGUGCAGUACACAGAAGCUCCUCUUCCUUACCACUACAGUGAGCGUGAACGGGAUCCUCAGGAGCGGCACCGGGACCGUGAGAGAGAGAGAGAUCACCGUGAGAGGGAGCGCCGGCAGAGAGAGAGGGAGAGGGAAAGAGAGCGGGAACGCGAGAAGGAGAGAAUGCGCCGAAAAGAAGAGUGGGAGAGGGACCGGAUGAAGCGGGAUGAGAAGGAGAGGCCAAGGGUGCGUCCUCCUCGAGAUGCCAGGGAGAAGAAAGAUGAGGACAAACUGAAACCACGCUCUCCCCUCAGCUUGCCACCAAACAGGCUGAUGGAACCUCCCUCAAAGAAGGAGGUUGUUCCAUUAAUUAGGCGACCAGAUGAGUGGAAGGACCCGUGGCGUCGGUCCAAAUCCCCCAGGAGACGCCCCGGAUUGGGCUCUCCACCACGAGGUCGCCGGCGCCAUCGGCCCUCAGGCUCUUCCAUCUCUCUGUCCAACUCCUCCAGGUCUUCGUCUCACUCUUCAUCAUACACAGGCUCUGGGUCCUCUCGUUCCCACAGCCACUCCUCCUCGUUCAGCUCCUACUCCAGCCACUCCUCCCAGCGCAGCUCCUUCAGUGGCAGCCGCUCCAGGUCUCGAUCAUUUUCCACAUCUCCCUCUCCGAGUCCAACAGCACUGAGGAAUGCCAAGAACAAACCAGAACUUUCUCCUAUGUUAACUAAAGGCAUGCCGCUGAAGCCAGGUGCAAUGCCCCCCCCUCGCAGGGAAAAGCCACCCAUGAAAAAAGCUCCCAGUCCUCCUCCACCUGGUGGACUGCAUGGCAGGCCUUCCAAACCCAUGCUAGAGGGAGGCAAGACUCCCACCCAUCCCCGGGAAGGUGGAGGCGCAGUUGGUGGGGCUAGCAGCAGUGGAGCUGGAAGACCCCUGCCACCACGGGAACCUGGAAAACCCCCCAACCCAAGGGAAGGAAGGCGGAAAGAACGGCAGCAGCAUCCUCCCCGGAGGCGGACUGUGAGCGGCAGUGUUAGUGGAAGUGGUAGCAGUUAUACUGGUUCUAGCUCCAGAUCUAGAUCCUCAUCCAACUCCCUCUCACGCUCCAGAUCCAGAUCCAGAAAAUCCAGAUCGCUGAGUGUGAGCAGCGUGUCAUCGGUGUCGUCAGCAUCGUCCAGCAGCAGCUCUGUGCGUAGUGCAGACUCAGAUGACAUGUAUGCUGACCUAGCCAGCCCAGUGUCCUCUGCCAGCUCCAGCUCGCCCACACAAAAUCACCCCCGCAAGGAGCGAGGAGCUGCAAGGGACCGGCCUCCACAUGGAAAAGACAAGAACAGGGAGAGACCAUCAAAGAAAGAUGAACCCUUCAGGGAGGAUCGCAGGAAGAUCGACCCAUCUGGUGCCCCACCUAGAGGAGGUAACGCCAUGCCCAGAUCAGGGCCUGGUAGCAGGGGUGGCCACCCUAUACAUCCCCCAACUGGCACCAUGGGCCCUCCUGGAAGCUAUGGAGGUUCAGGUUCCCACAAAGACAUCAAACUCACCCUCCUCAACAAGCAGGGAGAUAAGAGCAACAGGAAGAGGUACCUGCCUUCAGACAAAGACAGGCCAGGUUCACCCCUCAGCAAGAGAAUGGCUAUGUCUCCAGAAAGAGGCCGUGAUAAAAGGAUAUCUGGCCGACCCCCGCUCUCCCCUCGAAUGGAUCGGCCCAGAGGCCUAGGGCCCCGGCCCUUGCCCCCCUACGGAGACAGAAAACGUCCUCUGUCACCAGCCCCCAAGUCAUCUGGUAAAGCCCCAGCAGCGCCAUCAGGCAAGCCAUCUGCCCCAGGCUCUGCUUCAGCCGCCAGCUCAGGGUCAGGCUCCACAAAACCCAGCAACACACUGUCCCGCCGUGAGGAGCUGCUGAAACAGCUGAAGGCCGUGGAAGACGCCAUUGCCCGGAAGCGAGCAAAGAUCCCCGCCAAAUAAAAGGAAGACUGCUCCUCGCUCUUUUGCCUGCCUGCCUCCUGUGCUGGGACAACAGUGAGGGUCAUGGGAUGGAGAGUUUUUCCCUGCUGUCCGUGGAUGUGUAAAAAUGUUGUAUGGUUCAUGCUGCCACAAAAACCAUCCUCUGCUUGUUUACCUUCACUGAGGUUUGGCUCUGCUUCAUUCUAGAGCAUUGCUCAAAGUAUGCCCGACUUCUGCUUCCCUUAAAAGUCUAUGAAUGUCCGGCUGCAGUUUACCUCAUCAGUGAGAAACAGGAUGGAACAUUUGGGUAUUUGGUUAGGGAGGUACGUCUCAGGAAUGGAGUGUACUUUGUGUAGACUUUACAGAGACAGAAGGGUAGUGAGGCACACUUGAUCUCUGUUCCUCCAGUGAGAAGGAAGCAUCUUCCUCUUGUGGUGUGAUGAAUAACAGAUUUAUACACAUUGAUUCUAGGACUUCUGUCUUUCUCUGCCCCAUUUUAUUGUUUUGUUCUCUCACAUCUUUGCUUUUGUUUCCUCUGUAUUGAGUGGUGUGACUGUUGAGUCAGCUCUAUUGGGUACUGACAGCCUCCAGGGCUUCACAACACUUCUUUAUAUAAAUCCACAAAGUUCAAAGUAGGCCCAUCUUUAACCAAUGACUCAUUUGUGUUUUAGGGCAAUGUUCACAGUCACACCUUGUACAGCAAGUCAUCAGAUUCUUUUAAGCAUAUGAUUAUAGACAACAGUGAUGUGAAAUAUUGCUUUUUUUUUUUAAUCUACAGCAUUUUGUUUUCUUCUUAGCUCUACUCAAGUGAUGAACCGAUGUUUCAUUUGUGUCACAUUUUUAGUUGGAGGAGUAUGAGAGGUGGAACGGGGACAUUUAGAGACAAGAUAUGUCUUGCUUUUGUGACAACAUCAUUCUAAAUAAACUAUUUUGAUA
Molecule: messenger RNA, 4386 nt
Organism: Xiphias gladius (swordfish)
Lineage: Eukaryota; Metazoa; Chordata; Actinopteri; Istiophoriformes; Xiphiidae
Gene: zc3h18
Product: zinc finger CCCH-type containing 18
Exons: 18
Coding region: 10-3471 (1153 amino acids)
Molecular function (GO): metal ion binding
Source: RefSeq, a predicted model, not a curated record